AAGGACUAUCAUAGAACAGGUAAAUGUGACACGUUCCUGCAGAAAACUUUCCAAUGAAGUUCAUCCUCUGCUUCUUACUGUUAACUGGUCUUCAAGGCCUUUGUCAUCAGCUCCCAGGACAUCAUGAGGAACAGGAGCAGAGUGGAGAUAAAAACCCACCUGAACCUCAGCAUCAGCCUCCAGCAGAAAGACAGGAAACCGAAACAACUAGCUUCAAAAAGAUAGUCAUACCAAAUGCAGAAUAUGCAUUCAGAUUAUACAAACUCAUCGCUUCAGAUCCAUCUCCCCAAAAUGUCAUUUUCUCUCCUUUGAGCAUCUCCACAGCCUUUGCUAUGCUGAUGCUUGGAGCUAAAAAUGAAACCCAUCGUCAGCUUUUCAAUGGACUUGCUUUCGACCUCUCAGAUGCUGAAGAGAAUGAGAUCCAUGGAGCAUUUAACCAAGUCAUCCACACACUUAACCAACCCAAUAAUAUCACAAAGAUGGAUAUUGGGAACGCUUUGUUCAUAGAAGAGUCAUGGAAAUUGGAUCCCAAAUUUCUGAACAAUGUCAAAACCCUGUAUGAAGCGGAUUGCCUUCCAACUUGCUUCAGGAAUACCACAGCAGCAGAAAACAAGAUAAACGAUUAUGUAAAGAACAAAACGAAUGGGAAAAUCCCUCAAGCAAUCCAAGGACUAGAUGAAAGCACUGCAAUGGUUCUUCUAAACUAUAUCUUCUUUAAAGCAUGUUGGAGAAAUCCUUUUAGCUUUGAAUUGACCACAGAAACAGAUUUCUUUGUUGAUGCAACCACAACAGUGAAGGUCAACAUGAUGUACCGAAAAGGUGACUAUGAUUUUCUUCAAGAUGAAGACUUGUCUUGUUGGGUGGUCAGAGUUCCUUACAACGAAGAUUACACAGCAUGGUUUAUUCUGCCGGACCAGGGAAAACUGAAGGCUGUGGAGAAUGCUUUGUCAAGACAAGUUUUUCAAAAAUGGAUGACAUCUGUCAAAAUGAAUGAAAUACAUUUGCAUAUUCCAAAAUUUUCCAUUUCUGGAUCCUAUGAUGUCAAAGAUUUAUUGCAGAAACAGGGUGUGAAGAAUGUCUUCAAUGAUGAUGCUGAUCUGUCUGGGAUUACUGGCAAACCCAACGUGAAGGUUUCCAAAGCUGUUCACAAGGCUGUGCUGGAUGUUCAUGAGGGAGGGACCGAGGCAGCAGCAGUCACAGUUAUGGAGUUUGAAUCUUUGCGAUUCCCUCCUCCUCCCACAAUCGAAUUUAAUAGAUCAUUCAUAAUGGUCAUUGGUCAUAAGCGACUACAGCACUACAUCUUCAUGGCAAGAGUUACUGACCCAACUGCCAAAUAAAUCUUCCAUGAAAACCCAGAAGCAUACAAUUGCUCCUUUCUGGUUGGUUUCCCCUUCUUUGUUGUAGACAAAAGGCAGCCUUGCAUUUCCCUGAGAGUCUUCCUGUAUUUCCUAGGUCCUUUUCCAUUGUUCCAAGAGCUACCAUUUUAGAUGCUCUUUGCUUCUCUGCGUAAGACACAGACCUCCGCCUUUCUCUAUCAGAAACGAGUGUAUCUUUCUGCACCAGCUGGAGACAGCAGGAAGGGCCUCCUUUCUGAAGUUCUACCAGAAAGAACAAGUGCCCUACAGAACUAUGUGCUGAGAACAUACAGUUUCUGAAGUGCAGACAAGGCCCCAGGAGGGUCCAGUCUGGCUUAUCGCCUCAGGGGCACUUUCAGUAUGCACAGAACAUUCUGAAACAUUAUGGUGUCAGAGGUAGUUGUUCUGAACUGGGUAUGAGAAAGGACCCCCAUCUCACACCUUCUCCAGAGGGUGUGACCCUGCUAGCAGCCCCCGUCUCACCUGUAGCAACAACAAGCUCUGAAUUUGAUUCUCUUUUCCAUUUUUAAUUUUUGGGAAGCUCCCCAUUCUCAUGUUGUAGCACUUCCCAUACUCAGGACUCCAGCACACACAAGCAGCAAUCCCUUCAUUUUAUUUUGCUAGGAAUACACGUUUGUGUGCUUGACAUGAAAGGGGGAUGCCCCAAGCAUCCAAGGCGAUACAAAAUAUAGGCUAUUUGAAUAAGAGCAGUUGAAUCUCACAAAGACUGGUAUUGGGCUUGGUGUGAAUCAGUUUGUUCAUAAAUGAUCCGAAAUUAGGGGUAAGCAGUACACAGUGGCUAGGAUUACAGAUGACACAAAAUCGUUUAGGAUGGUGUAAACCAUGGCUAAGUGAGAUUCUUGGGAGAACUCCAAGAGCAUAUCCCUAAAUGGGAUAAGUAGGCAACAGUGCGAUCAAAGAAGCUAAAGUGUUAGGUAAAUGCACACUAAAAUAAAAAAUGUAAUAUUCAAGGAUAUAUUGAUGGGCUCUAAACUGGUUGACACUGAAAGGGAAACACACCUUGGGAUCAUAGCAGAUAGCAUAGUGAAAAUGUUGGCACAGGAAUGUCUAAGAGUGUGUCUUCCUGCCCAAAGGUGGAAUGGGGUGUGCGUGUGGAAAUGACGUUGUCACUGUGGGGGAUUUCGUGUUUUUCCUGUUUUAUUGUAUUCAGUUCUGACAGUAAAGUCAUCCACUUUUCUAUGCAUGAAAUCAAUAAAGAAGAAUUCUGCUUUCAAAA
Sphaerodactylus townsendi is the source of this 2592-nucleotide messenger RNA. RefSeq names its product alpha-1-antitrypsin-like. Gene Ontology annotation, molecular function: serine-type endopeptidase inhibitor activity. The record is from RefSeq and is a predicted model, not a curated record. NCBI's taxonomy places the organism in Eukaryota, Metazoa, Chordata, Lepidosauria, Squamata, Sphaerodactylidae. The coding region runs from base 54 to 1337 and encodes 427 amino acids. Gene Ontology annotation, biological process: negative regulation of endopeptidase activity. The transcript has 5 exons.